This is a messenger RNA of Microthlaspi erraticum, 1875 nucleotides long. The record is from the annotation of a GenBank genome assembly. Lineage: Eukaryota; Viridiplantae; Streptophyta; Magnoliopsida; Brassicales; Brassicaceae.
AUGUUUCUUUUUCUCCUCCUCCUCCUCUCUGUUUCCCGCUCCGGCGAAUCUUCGCCGGCCGUCCCAUUAGGCACCGGCGAUCUUAACAGAAAAAGUUUUCCGGAGGGAUUCUUGUUUGGAACCGCCACGUCAGCAUACCAGGUCGAAGGCGAGACGCAUCAAGACGGUCGUGGGCCAAGCAUCUGGGAUGCCUUCGUCAAGAUUCCUGGGAAGAUUAUCAACAAUGCCACGGCUGAGUUAACAGUGGACCAAUAUCACCGUUACAAGGAAGAUGUAGAUUUGAUGCAGUCACUGAACUUUGAUGCCUACAGAUUUUCCAUCUCAUGGUCCAGAAUAUUUCCUGAGGGAACCGGUAAAAUCAACUGGAAAGGAGUUGCUUAUUACAACAGAUUGAUCGAUUACUUAAUCCAAAAAGGGAUUACACCGUAUGCGAAUCUGUACCACUACGAUCUUCCUUUGGCCUUGGAGCAAAAGUAUCAAGGCUUGCUUAGUAAACAAGUUGUGGAAGAUUUUGCGGAUUACGCAGAGUUUUGUUACAAGACAUUUGGAGAUAGAGUGAAGAACUGGAUGACAUUCAACGAGCCACGUGUAGUAGCUGCUUUAGGUUAUGACAACGGUAUUUUCGCGCCGGCUAGAUGCUCUAAAGCCUUUGGAAACUGCACCGAAGGAAACUCUGCGACCGAACCAUACAUUGUUGCACAUCACCUUAUCUUGGCACACGCAUCAGCCGUCCAAAGAUACCGCCAAAGUUAUAAGGAGAAACAAAAGGGAAGGAUUGGGAUCCUUCUUGAUUUCGUUUGGUUCGAGCCUCUUACGAGUAGUGAAGCAGACAAUGACGCUGCUCAAAGAGCUAGAGACUUCCAUUUUGGAUGGUUUAUUCACCCAAUAGUGUAUGGAGAGUAUCCCAAGACGAUGCAGAACAUCGUGAAAGAGAGGCUUCCAAAGUUCACGGAGGAAGAAGUGAAAAUGGUGAAAGGUUCCAUAGAUUUCGUGGGAAUAAACCAAUACACGACUUACUUCAUGUCAGAUCCUCAUCUCACCACAAAACCUAAGGAUUUAGGUUAUCAACAAGAUUGGAACGUCGCUUUUAACUUUGCAAAAGAUGGGAAACCAAUUGGUCCAAGGGCAUAUUCGGGAUGGUUGUACAACGUGCCAUGGGGAAUGUACAAGACCUUGAUGUACAUUAAGGAACAUUACGGCAACCCAACGAUGAUUCUCUCCGAAAACGGUAUGGAUGAUGCGGGCAACAUUACUCUAGCUCAAGGACUAAAUGACACGAUGAGAAUCAACUACUAUAGAGACUACUUAGUUCAGCUUAAAAAGGCAGUGGACGAUGGAGCCAAUUUGACUGGAUACUUUGCGUGGUCAUUGCUCGAUAAUUUCGAAUGGUUAUCAGGAUAUACUUCAAGGUUUGGAAUUGUGUACGUUGAUUACAAGAACUUGAAGAGCGUUUUUCAUCCACAUGAUCAAGUCUCUUGCUGUGCUCUUGUCUUUGAUCUCACCGAGAGAGCCUCCUUUGACAACUUGAGGAAGCACUUUGACGAUUUUAACUCACAGGUUCAUCCACACCCUUAUAAGUUCAAGUUUGUGGUGAUAGUCAAUAAGAGGGACAAGCUAAUACCCUGGCCACGUGACCGAGCGGUUUCCAAAGAAGAAGCUAUUGAUUGGUGUUAUUCACACAAAGAAGCUUUCUACUUUGAGACAUCUGCUGCAGAUGGAUCGAAUGUGGUGGACGCAUUUGAGCAAAUUGCAAGAGAUCCGGAAUCUUCCGAGAACAGAACACUGAGUCUUGAGCGUGAUGGUGACCGUCGUGUCAGUGAUCGGGUGAGCGCAGAGGAUCUGAAAUGUCUGAUUCCAGACACGGUCGUGCUCUGA